CACACACACAAUCACACACACUCGCUGAUUCCCCGAGACGAGUGGAAGCUUAAAUGCGAUCGUCAUUUCUCUGUCAUCUCCAGAUCAUUCAACAUGUUAUUUUUCUGAAAAUCUUGGAUAUUUUUUUCCUUCGCUCCUUCCACAUCCCAACUUUGCUGGAAAGCUGAAUCGAUGCAACAGAAGUUGUGAGACUGAUCUAAAACGGCACCUUGAAGACCAUUAAGAGAUUUUCAUCACUGGAUCAUUUGCUUUGUGUUCAACUAGUCAAGUGGAUAAAAAAAAAAAAAAUAUUCCAGUCACCUUUUUGUUUCACGUCAUGGAAACCUUGUAAACGCUGCUUUUAUGGAGUGUGAAAUUUUGGAUGCAUGAGCCAAGUUUGGAAGGAAAAAGUCAGACAAAAGCAUGGCUGAUGGAACAGCUGCAACGUGCUGAAGGCUUCUUUCAAACAAGACAACACAGUAUCUUCAGAAAUGACCACGGUGUCCAUGGAGCCCGUUGGAGUCCUGGUGGAGAGGAGCACCAAUGUCACCGAGCCCCCUCAGAGUGCUCAUGAGGACCCGGCGGCCACCUUCACCAUUGGCACGAUUCUCUCCAUUAUGUUUCUCGUGGGAGUCUUGGGAAACAUCUACACCCUGGUGGUGAUGUGCCAUUCCAUGCGGAGCGCAGCUUCAAUGUACAUUUAUAUCAUCAACCUGGCUUUGGCAGAUCUCAUGUAUCUUCUCACCAUCCCGUUUGUGGUGUGUACGCACUUCCUGAAGCGCUGGUACUUUGGGGACGUGGGUUGUCGGAUCCUGAUCAGCAUGGACUUCCUGACCAUGCACGCCAGUAUCUUCACACUGACUAUCAUGAGUACGGAGCGCUACUUUGCGGUGCUCAGACCGUUGGAUACGGUCAAACGCUCCAAAAAGUAUCGCAAAGCCAUCGCGCUACUGGUUUGGGGCGCGUCUCUUAUCCUCACCUUACCCAUGAUUGUAAGCAUUCAGUUAAUGAAGGUGGGCAACAAGGCUAUGUGUCUUCCCACCUUGUCAUCCCUGUCCUAUAAGAUUUACAUCACCUUCCUUUUUUGCACGAGCAUUGUCGCCCCCGGACUGAUCAUUGGCUACCUUUACAUCCAACUUGCUCGGACUUACUGGGUUUCACAAACGGUGACCUUCAAAACCACCAAUAAGCUUCCCAACCUGAAGGUUCUCUACUUGAUUUUCACCAUCGUGCUCCUCUUUUGGGCAUGUUUCUUGCCUUUUUGGAUAUGGCAACUCCUGGGUCAGUACCAUCCGUCACUGCCCCUGUCCUCCACGGCCAAGCGCAACAUCAAUUACCUGACGACAUGUCUGACGUACUCCAACAGCUGCAUCAACCCAUUCCUAUACACACUGCUCACCAAGAACUACAAGGAGUAUUUGAGGAAGCACAACCGCUCGUGGUCAGCCGGGAGUUUUUUUGACAGGAGAGGCCGUACGCAGCGCUCGCCGCGCAGGUCACCGUCCGCAAGCAGUCAGCAGUGUACGGAGAGUUUCAUGCUCACGCACACGGCCUCCUUGCGUGCCCACAACAGCAGCUUGUGAGAUCUGACGGAAGUGUGCUGAAGGAAGAAAAAGGACCAAAGAACCACGUGGAAAUGGCGUGUGAUCUCUGUGAAAUUGACAGGAUAAAAAGAAGCGUGAUAAAUGUAAUCGAUGGGCUGAAAUGAUGUUUUUCGAACACACUUUCAUACGUGUGCUCACGAUGAACCUUUACGCUAUGUAUCGUCUGCUUGUUUUGCAAUAUGUGAGUCUGCAUGAAUAUGUGUCCAGAAAUGUGUUUAGGUUGUUAAGGCUAAUGCAGUACUGUAUAUACUUCAUUUCAACGAGCUUGUGUCUUGGCAAAAUUCUGUCAUGAACGCUUGCUUGAGUUUAAGCCCUGCUGAUGUUAACGCUGCUAAAAAUAACAAUGUUCAUCUGUGGAAUAAAUGGCGUGUUCUUGUUUUUCCUAGAAUUGAUAUAUGUAUAGUUGGCUUCAGUUGCUCAUGAAUUGUUUAUUUAAAAAAAAAAAAAAGAUUUGGGCACAAUGAAAAGAAAAAGAGUCAAAAUGACAAUACAUCUGUAAUGCCAGUGGAGAAAGGGAAGAAAAUAAUGAAGUUAUAAUAUUAUGAUCAUAAUUGCCAUCGUAAAAUAAAGAGACUCUUCUUAUAGUACGACAAAAUAUCUUGUUUUCUUGUAAUUUUCCGACUGUUUGUAAUAUAUGUUAUUAGUAGUUUAGUCUUUUCAGUGUAGCCCUCUCUACCAAAGACAGAAAGGUGCAUAAACUCCAAUAAAACGCAACCAGCGCGUAUUGUUAUAAAGUAGCACAAUGCAAACAAGUUCCUUUUUUUUCUUAAAUAUUACCAUGUGAUUUUUUUUUUUUUUAUAUAUGUGUAGCUUAAAUAAAGUGAAAUUGCCUGAAAUCUAUCAAAUGAAAGCACAUUUAGUUUCAUGCAAUUGUAUUUUGUUGGGAAACCCAAAAAAUAAAUGAUGUCUGAAUGUGUUUAAUAAAAUGAUGUUGAAUCUG
Syngnathus acus (greater pipefish) is the source of this 2523-nucleotide messenger RNA. RefSeq names its product urotensin-2 receptor (gene uts2r1). Gene Ontology annotation, cellular component: membrane. Gene Ontology annotation, molecular function: urotensin II receptor activity. The transcript has 4 exons. Gene Ontology annotation, biological process: regulation of blood pressure; neuropeptide signaling pathway; blood vessel diameter maintenance. Bases 471 to 1562 code for a protein of 363 amino acids. NCBI's taxonomy places the organism in Eukaryota, Metazoa, Chordata, Actinopteri, Syngnathiformes, Syngnathidae. The record is from RefSeq and is a predicted model, not a curated record.